Messenger RNA from Betta splendens (Siamese fighting fish), 1168 nucleotides. It is a transcript of the gene zar1, whose product is annotated as zygote arrest 1. Bases 20 to 1009 code for a protein of 329 amino acids. NCBI's taxonomy places the organism in Eukaryota, Metazoa, Chordata, Actinopteri, Anabantiformes, Osphronemidae. Gene Ontology annotation, cellular component: cytoplasm. Gene Ontology annotation, biological process: translation. The record is from RefSeq and is a predicted model, not a curated record. The transcript is spliced from 4 exons. Gene Ontology annotation, molecular function: mRNA base-pairing post-transcriptional repressor activity.
GGUCCCGGCUGAACAAAAAAUGGCAACAUACGGUGACGAACCAGUCGACAGCUAUUUCUAUUCCUCGUACAACCCGUACGCGGGCAGAUACCCGCGGCCGAAGGACGCCCGGUGGAAAUACGAAAGUUACUUCUCCCACUACGGGGACACGGACGCCUUCAACAACCAGCAGCGCGCGCAGCUAAAGUCCAUCUUGUCUCAGAUCAACCCCAAACUCACCCCGAGGCUCCGGAAGGCGAACACCAAGGAUGUGGCGGUGCAGGUCAAUCCGAAGCGGGACGCCUCGGUGCAGUGCUCCAUAGGCCCGCGGACGCUCCUGGCCAUGAAGCGCGACUUCCGGCGCAAGAAGAGGCCGGAGGCGGUCACGUCGCCGGGCGGCGGCGGCGGCGGGAGCCCCACGGUCGGCGUGCGCUACCCACGCACGCUCGCCGUGUACUCACCCAUCGCCUACAGGAGCGUCACCUCCUUCCUCGUGGACGAGAACAACAACGAGAAGGAGGUGUCCUGCAGCGACGCGCAGACCGGCGACCCGCCCGGGUCCCCGGGGAAGAGCGGCGGCGUGACGGACGAGGACGAGCGGGCCGCGGAGGGCGCGGAGCAGCGCGGGAAGCCGAGGGUCAACAAACGGGCCGCCGCGAGCGAAAACACGCAGGCGUCGAGCGAGGCCUCGGAGGGCAAGGCGCGCGUGCGCUUCCAGUUUCUGGAACAGAAGUAUGGAUAUUAUCACUGCAGAGAAUGCAAUCUACGGUGGGAGAGUGCCUAUGUGUGGUGCGUUCAGGGCACCAACAAGGUUUACUUCAAACAGUACUGUAGGAAAUGCCAAAAGGACUUUAACCCGUAUAGAGUUGAGGACAUCACAUGUCACACCUGCAACAAAGCCCGUUGCUGCUGUUCAACAACCCAGCGCCACGUCGACCCCAAACGGCCCCACAGACAAGACCUGUGCGGCAGAUGCAAAGGCAAGCGGCUCUCCUGCGACAGCACGUUCAGCUUCAAAUACAUCAUCUGAGCGGCAGCGCUACGAGUCAUGUGGGGGCAGUCUUCAUCACGGGGCCUUGUUUGUAGAAGAAAUGCCAUCUUUGAUCCAAACUAUUUAAGUUUAUUUCAUGCCUGUUUUGUUAAAUCUUGGUAAGCGCACUUUACGAUGAAAUAAAUACUUUGCACUCUG